AUGCUGCGCCACUCGUCGUCGCUCCUUCGCCGGACGCUGAGCUCGUCGACGCACCGCCCGAAGAUCGCCGAGAGCAUCACGGACCUCAUUGGCAACACGCCGCUGCUCUACCUGAACAAGGUGACCAAGGGCUGCCAUGCGCGCAUCGCCGUCAAGUGCGAGUUCAUGGAGCCGGCGAGCAGCGUCAAGGAUCGCAUCGGCCUGAGCAUGAUCAAGGUCGCCGAAGAAGAAGGCAAGCUCAACAAGGACUCGAUCAUCGUCGAGCCCACGAGCGGCAACACGGGCAUUGGUCUCGCCAUGGCCUGCGCCGCCCGCGGCUACAAGCUCAAAAUUGUCAUGCCCGACUCCAUGUCGAUGGAGCGCCGCAUCUUGCUCAAGGCGUACGGCGCCGACCUCGUGCUGACCCCGGGCGCCCGGGGCAUGACGGGUGCGUGCCUCAAGGCCGAAGAGAUUGUGCGCGAGACGCCGAACGCGAUUCUUCUCCAGCAGUUUAAGAACGCGGCCAACCCCAAGAUCCACUUUGAGACGACGGGCCCCGAGAUCUGGCGCGACACGGACGGCAAGAUCGACAUCUUUGUCGCUGGCGUCGGCACCGGCGGCACUAUCACGGGCACGGCCAAGUACAUCAAGCCCAAGAAGCCGGACGUCAAGAUCGUGGCGGUCGAGCCCGAGGAAAGUCCCGUCCUCUCGGGCGGCGCGCCGGCGCCCCACAAGAUCCAGGGCAUCGGCGCUGGCUUCGUGCCCGACAUCCUCGACCGGUCGCUCAUCGAUGAAGUGAUCACGGCCAACGCGCCCGAAUCGAUGGCCAUGGCCAAGCGGUUGGCGGUCGAAGAAGGCAUCCUCGUCGGCCCUUCGUCGGGCGCGGCCAUCAUUGCCAGCUUGAAGCUCGCCAAGCGCCCCGAGAACGCCGGGAAGCUCAUCGUUGCGAUCCUCCCGAGCUUUGGCGAGCGCUACUUGAGUUCGGCGCUGUUUGAGGAAGAGCGGGAAAGCGCUGCGAACCUCCCGACAACGCCUGUCGACUAAACGUUGUCA
This is a messenger RNA of Saprolegnia diclina VS20, 1032 nucleotides long. Its product is annotated as cysteine synthase A. Gene Ontology annotation, cellular component: cytoplasm. Gene Ontology annotation, molecular function: cysteine synthase activity. The transcript is spliced from 2 exons. The record is from RefSeq and is a predicted model, not a curated record. Bases 1 to 1023 code for a protein of 340 amino acids. NCBI's taxonomy places the organism in Eukaryota, Oomycota, Saprolegniomycetes, Saprolegniales, Saprolegniaceae.